Molecule: messenger RNA, 651 nt
Organism: Cylicostephanus goldi
Lineage: Eukaryota; Metazoa; Nematoda; Chromadorea; Rhabditida; Strongylidae
Source: the annotation of a GenBank genome assembly
AUGUCCGAAACAUGCUUGGCGUCACAUCUAGCAGAUCUAGUCAACGGUCAGCCUCCUGGAAGCGUUGGGAAAGUCCUUCCAAAUUUGGAAACAAAGAUAGUAGAUCCGGACACCGGUGACAUGAAGGGGCGUGGUGAAGUAGGAGAGAUCUGCGUUCGUGGUCCAACUGUCAUGCUUGGAUACCAUCGCAAACCAGAAAUGACACAGCACUGCAUCAGAGAUGGUUGGAUGCAUACGGGUGACCUUGGCUAUGUAGAUGACAAAGGGUACCUCUUCAUUGUAGAUCGACUGAAAGACCUUAUCAAAGUCAAGGGAUUUCAGGUUCCACCCGCUGAAUUGGAGCAUAUUUUGUCCAAACAUCCAGCGAUAAGUGAAGCAGUUGUGGUUGGUGUUCCACAUGAGAGGAAGGGUGAGGUACCAAAGGCUUACGUAGUUCGGCAAUCAGCUAACCUUUCCGAAGACGAAGUAAAAGCUUAUGUUGCCGAAAGAGUGUCUCCGCACAAGUACUUGGUCGGCGGUGUGGAAUUCGUCGAGAAAAUUCCGAAGAACACUUUGGGGAAACCUAUGAGAAGCGUUUUACGUGACCGAAACAAAAACCUUCAGAGCCAAUUGUCACGGAAUGACCGUCGUUAUAAAAAUUCUUUUGGAUAA